UUUCACUCCUUCCCUAGUCUUCUGAGUCCUACGGUGGUGCUUCUUGUCUGUGAAUUUCUUCUCUCUUUAUUUUUUAUUUUUACUAUCAUUUCCCCUAUUCUCGGGAACCAAUGCGCGACCCACGCUCCGAUUAAGCGACGGCUUGGAACCCGUGGUGGGCAAGGGGGGAAUCAACGCAGAGUAGUGAUGGAGAGCACCCCUUCAAAGGCUGGAUUGAACCGAGCACAUCUACAAUGCAGGAAUCUGCAGGAGUUCCUUGGAGGUCUGAACCCUGGGGUAUUGGAUCGACUGUAUGGACACCCUGCUACCUGUCUGGCUGUCUUCAGGGAGCUCCCGUCUUUGGCUAAGAGCUGGGUGAUGCGGAUGCUCUUUCUGGAGCAGCCUUUGCCACAAGCUGCUGUGACCCUGUGGGUGAAGAAGGAAUUCAGCAAGGCUCAGGAGGAUAGUACAGGGCUGCUGAGCAGCCUCCGUAUCUGGCACGCCCAGCUGCUCCCUGGUGGUCUCCAGGGCCUCAUCCUCAACCCUAUCUUCCGCCAGAACCUCCGCAUUGCCCUUUUGGGUGGGGGCAAGGCCUGGUCUGAUGACACAAGUCAGCUGGGACCAGAUAAGCAUACUCGGGAUGUCCCCUCACUUGAUAAGUACGCCGAGGAGCGAUGGGAGGUGGUGCUGCACUUCAUGGUGGGCUCCCCCGAUGCAGCUGUCAGUCAGGACUUGGCUCAGCUCCUCAUCCAGGCUGGGCUCAUGAAGAGUGCUGAGCCUGGAGAACCACCCAGCAUCACCUCUGCUGGCUUCCAGUUCCUGUUGCUGGACACGCCUGCCCAGCUCUGGUACUUUAUGCUACAGUAUCUGCAGACAGCCCAGAGUCGAGGUAUGGACCUAGUGGAGAUCCUUUCCUUCCUCUUCCAGCUCAGCUUCUCUACUCUGGGCAAGGAUUACUCUGUGGAAGGUAUGAGUGAUUCUCUGUUGAACUUCCUGCAACAUCUGCGUGAGUUUGGACUUGUUUUCCAGAGGAAGAGGAAGUCUCGGCGUUACUACCCCACACGCCUGGCCAUCAACCUCUCAUCAGGUGUUUCUGGGGCUGGGGGCACUGCGCAUCAGCCAGGCUUCAUUGUCGUGGAAACCAAUUAUCGACUGUAUGCCUACACUGAGUCAGAGCUGCAGAUCGCCCUCAUUGCCCUCUUCUCGGAGAUGCUCUAUCGCUUCCCCAACAUGGUGGUGGCACAGGUCACCCGGGAGAGUGUCCAGCAGGCAAUCGCCAGUGGCAUUACAGCCCAGCAGAUCAUUCACUUCCUCAGGACAAGGGCCCACCCAGUGAUGCUUAAACAGACACCCGUGCUGCCGCCCACCAUCACGGACCAGAUUCAGCUGUGGGAGCUGGAAAGGGACAGACUCCGGUUCACUGAGGGCGUCCUGUAUAACCAGUUCCUGUCGCAAGUGGACUUUGAGCUGCUGCUGGCCCACGCGCGGGAGCUGGGCGUGCUAGUGUUCGAGAACUCUGCCAAGCGGCUCAUGGUAGUGACACCAGCUGGCCAUGGUGACGUCAAGCGCUUCUGGAAGCGGCAGAAGCACAGCUCCUGAGCAUAUGCACUAGGACAGGAGCCAGGCUCAGUCCUCUAACUCAGGGGUUUUUACUUAUUAGUGGAGACUGUUAAAUAAAGUCAUUUUGAAAGUGA
Artibeus jamaicensis (Jamaican fruit-eating bat) is the source of this 1673-nucleotide messenger RNA. It is a transcript of the gene GTF2H4, whose product is annotated as general transcription factor IIH subunit 4. NCBI's taxonomy places the organism in Eukaryota, Metazoa, Chordata, Mammalia, Chiroptera, Phyllostomidae. The transcript has 14 exons. Gene Ontology annotation, biological process: nucleotide-excision repair. The record is from RefSeq and is a predicted model, not a curated record. The coding region runs from base 187 to 1578 and encodes 463 amino acids. Gene Ontology annotation, cellular component: transcription factor TFIIH holo complex; transcription factor TFIIH core complex. Gene Ontology annotation, molecular function: ATPase activator activity; double-stranded DNA binding.